AUAAGAAAUAAUUUAGGGCAUCAUUUUAUCAGAGAACGCAGCCCAACUACAAAACUCUCUCAAGAAGAAGCCCAUAUUAAAGCAGAGCAGAAUCUGAAGCUCCUUCAAAAGACUAGACUAGAGAGAGAAGCAGUUUGUUGAUCGAAUCCUUGAAUUGAAGCACAGCAUCAAAAGAGGUGAUGGGUCGCCAAGCCGUAGCCAAGCUGAUCGGUUCGAUCGCAUCACGCAAACCAUCUCCGUCUCCGUCAACUUCUAUUCUUCAGCGUCGACAUUACUCCCCGGCUCCGCCCCCGCCGCCGGCGGUGUUUGUCGACAAAAACACUCGUGUCAUAUGCCAGGGCAUCACCGGCAAGAAUGGCACUUUCCACACCGAACAAGCCAUCGAAUAUGGCACCAAAAUGGUGGGUGGUGUAACACCAAAGAAGGGUGGGACCGAGCAUUUGGGACUCCCUGUUUUCAACUCAGUUGCAGAAGCAAAAGCUGAAACAAAGGCUAAUGCCUCAGUCAUUUAUGUUCCCCCACCAUUUGCUGCUGCUGCAAUUAUGGAGGCAAUGGAAGCAGAGCUGGAUCUUGUUGUGUGCAUCACUGAGGGGAUCCCGCAACAUGAUAUGGUACGUGUGAAGGCUGCUCUUAACAGGCAAUCUAAAACUCGGCUCAUUGGACCAAACUGCCCUGGAAUUAUCAAGCCGGGUGAAUGCAAAAUCGGAAUUAUGCCUGGUUACAUUCAUAAACCUCGAUCUGGUACCUUGACCUAUGAAGCGGUUUUCCAAACAACUGCUGUUGGCCUUGGACAGUCCACCUGUGUUGGUAUUGGAGGUGAUCCUUUUAACGGUACAAACUUUGUUGAUUGCAUUGACAGAUUCCUAGAAGAUCCUCAGACAGAAGGUAUCAUUCUUAUUGGAGAGAUAGGUGGGACUGCAGAAGAGGAUGCUGCUGCAUUGAUAAAGGAAAGUGGAACUGAGAAGCCUAUUGUUGCUUUUAUUGCUGGACUAACUGCUCCUCCUGGCCGUCGUAUGGGUCAUGCUGGAGCUAUUGUGUCAGGGGGGAAGGGUACAGCACAAGACAAAAUCAAGACCCUUAGGGAAGCUGGGGUGACAGUGGUGGAGUCUCCAGCAAAAAUAGGGGUUGCGAUGCUUGACGUCUUCAAACAGAGGGGCCUUGUGAAUUAGCUUGGACAAUAGCAGUUCAUUUGCAGUCACCUGCCUACAAUGUUUUAUGGCAAGAUGCCCAAAACAACAUGAUUAUCUCCAAUUCUUCACUGCUUAUAACUGUGGUAGAGCAUUUGAGUGCUCAGAGUUUUCUCUGCCGUUUGCCACAUUGGGUGGUGUUUGGGGAUCCAUUAAUUUGUUUAUGAGAUUGUUUUUCAUACAUGAAGUGAUUUUGAACGGUGUCCAGAAUACAAAUAUAAGCUCUUGCAAUAAAAAAGCUAAGGGCAUGGUUGACAGAUUAUGCACGUUUUUCA
Messenger RNA from Prunus mume (Japanese apricot), 1462 nucleotides. Its product is annotated as succinate--CoA ligase [ADP-forming] subunit alpha-2, mitochondrial. The record is from RefSeq and is a predicted model, not a curated record. Gene Ontology annotation, biological process: tricarboxylic acid cycle. Gene Ontology annotation, molecular function: succinate-CoA ligase (GDP-forming) activity; succinate-CoA ligase (ADP-forming) activity. Lineage: Eukaryota; Viridiplantae; Streptophyta; Magnoliopsida; Rosales; Rosaceae. Gene Ontology annotation, cellular component: mitochondrion; succinate-CoA ligase complex (ADP-forming).